CACAGAACUUCCUUUACGUUGUGGAAAGCCGUGUGCUUUACGUCGUGUUGAACGAAAUACCGUCUUUUAUAUCCGGUAAAAUUAAGAGGAAUCCUCUUGAUUUCAAAUUAGGAAAAUGGUUCAGAAGAAGCCAAAGAAGAAGGUAGGAAAGAAGGUAGCUGCCGCACCAUUGGCAGUAAAAAAAGUUGAACCAAAAAAAGUGACCAAUCCAUUGUUUGAAAAACGGACACGCAACUUUGGUAUUGGUCAGGACAUUCAGCCUGCACGUGACUUGAGCAGAUUUGUAAGAUGGCCCAAGUAUAUACGUAUACAACGACAAAGGGCUGUCCUACAAAAGAGAUUGAAAGUACCACCAACUAUCAAUCAAUUUACUCAAACGUUGGAUAAGCAAACGGCAACACAACUCUUCAAAGUGUUGGAAAAAUAUAGGCCUGAAACCGCAACCAUGAAGAAGGCUAGGCUAAAAGCGAGAGCGGAACAAAAAAUUGCAAAGAAAGAAGAUACACCAACGAAAAGACCGAAUGUAAUCCGCAGUGGAACAAAUACGGUAACCACGCUAGUCGAGCAAAAGAAAGCUCAGUUGGUUGUUAUUGCACAUGAUGUGGACCCUAUUGAGAUCGUAUUAUUCCUCCCUGCCUUGUGCCGUAAAAUGGGUGUCCCAUACUGUAUCAUCAAAGGCAAAGCGCGUUUGGGACGUUUGGUUCGACGCAAGACCUGCACAGUGAUUGCCCUUACUCAGGUGGAUUCUGGCGAUAGAGCUAAUUUCGCCAAAAUCGUUGAAGCCAUUAAGACGAACUUCAACGACCGGUAUGAUGAGAUAAGGCGUCAUUGGGGCGGUGGGAUAUUGGGAAGCAAGUCCGCGGCAAGAAUAGCUAAAUUAGAAAAAGCUAAAGCCAAGGAACUUGCUCAGAAGCAAGGUUAAUAUUACCUGUGUCUUCUGGAAAACCAAUAAAGAAAAUAAAACACA
This is a messenger RNA of Dinoponera quadriceps, 967 nucleotides long. It is a transcript of the gene RpL7A, whose product is annotated as 60S ribosomal protein L7a-like. The record is from RefSeq and is a predicted model, not a curated record. The transcript is spliced from 6 exons. The coding region runs from base 116 to 922 and encodes 268 amino acids. Lineage: Eukaryota; Metazoa; Arthropoda; Insecta; Hymenoptera; Formicidae. Gene Ontology annotation, biological process: ribosome biogenesis. Gene Ontology annotation, cellular component: ribonucleoprotein complex.